Molecule: messenger RNA, 2426 nt
Organism: Apaloderma vittatum (bar-tailed trogon)
Lineage: Eukaryota; Metazoa; Chordata; Aves; Trogoniformes; Trogonidae
Gene: POLA1
Product: polymerase (DNA directed), alpha 1, catalytic subunit
Exons: 20
Biological process (GO): mitotic DNA replication initiation; lagging strand elongation; leading strand elongation
Cellular component (GO): alpha DNA polymerase:primase complex
Molecular function (GO): chromatin binding; DNA replication origin binding; pyrimidine nucleotide binding
Source: RefSeq, a predicted model, not a curated record
GAAAAGGUGGCAAAAUGUCUACAGUUGAUAAAAAGAAUGUGAAGAAAUCUGUGGUGUCAAAGCCAAACACAAUUAAGUCUAUGUUUAUAGCCAGCGCUGGGAAGAAAACCACUGACAAAACUGUGGACCUAUCAAAGGAUGAUUUAUUAGGGGAUAUUCUUCAAGAUCUUAACGCUGAAACUGUUCAGGUUACUCCACCACCAAUUGUAACGCUGAAAAGGAAAAAGUCUUCUGGAGUACCACUGAAUCCUUUCUCUGUGCAGUCCCAAACUCCUAAGGUAAUCACCUCUACAUCAAAGAGAGCUCCUUCUCAUACCAGAAAGGAAUCUCUUCCUCCAUCUUCAUUUCAGCCUAAACAUCCCAAUUACACAGCAAAAUCUGUCAUAGUCUCUGAAAAUGGGGAUACCAAGUAUAUGCAAAAAGCUACUAAGAAUGAUGCAACAGUGAAGACAAUAGAAGAGAAGGCUAUUGAAGAUGAUGAUCAGGGAAUGAUGGAUUUUGCUGAGGAGGACUUUGAUGAACCUAUGGAAGCCGAGCAUGUGGAAACUAUACCUGAGACAGCUGAAAGCAUGAAGAGAGACAAGGAAAUUGAAAAGAAAGAGAGAGAACAGCUGGAAUUGGACAAAAAAGAAACAUCUGUUUUAAGUUGUUCUCUCCCAGGUGUCUCAUGUUGGGACAGAAUUGAUGAGGAUGAAGCUGAUCUAGUAGCGGCAGAAGUUCAGCUGGACCCCAAUCUCCUUCCACUUGUCAAUGGAGAAAAUGAUGAUCAAGUCUUAAGAUUUUAUUGGUUGGAUGCUUAUGAAGAUCAGUUCAGUCAGCCAGGUGUGGUGUUCUUGUUUGGCAAAGUUUGGAUUGAAUCUGCAAACACCUAUGUCAGCUGUUGUGUGACAGUGAAAAAUAUUGAGAGAACUGUUUAUUUACUGCCACGUGAAACAGAAAUCGACCUACCCACUGGCAAAGAGACGGAGACUCCAGUAACUAUAAUGAGUGUUUUCAAGGAAUUUAAUGACUGCAUUUCACCAAAGUAUAAGAUCAUGAAGUUCAAAUCCAAGAAAGUGGAAAAAUAUUAUGCUUUUGAGAUCCCGGAUGUUCCAGCAAAAUCUGAGUACUUAGAAGUUAAAUAUUCGGCUGAAUGCCCUCGGCUUCCCCAAGAUCUGAAAGGACAAACAUUUUCACAUGUAUUUGGAACGAACACCUCUAGCCUGGAACUUCUCUUGAUGAGUAGGAAGAUCAAAGGACCAUGCUGGCUGGAAAUAAAAAAUCCACAGCCUUCAAAUCAGUUGGUCAGCUGGUGUAAGGUGGAGGCUGUGGCCAUGAAGCCUGGCUUGGUGAACGUCAUUAAAGAUCUUUCUCCUCCUCCUCCUGUCGUGGUCAUGUCCCUCAGCAUGAAGACCACUCAGAACCCAAAGACUCACCAGAAUGAGGUUGUGGCUAUUGCAGCUCUAAUUCAUCAGAAAUUUCCUUUGGAUAAGGCUCCACCUCAGCCUCCUUUUCAGACACACUUCUGUGUUGUUUCCAAACCGAAUGAUUGCAUUUUUCCUUAUGACUUCAAAGAAGCUAUUAAAAAGAAGAAUGCUAAGAUAGAAAUUGCUGCAACAGAGAGAACACUGCUGGGAUUCUUCCUUGCGAAGAUUCACAAAAUUGACCCAGAUGUUGUUGUGGGUCAUAAUAUUUAUGGAUUUGAUCUGGAAGUGCUGCUUCAAAGAAUUAAUGUGUGCAAAGUCCCUCACUGGUCCAAGAUAGGUCGACUGAGGAGGUCCAAUAUGCCAAAGCUUGGGGGUCGAGGUGGAUUUGCUGAAAGGAAUGCUGCCUGCGGUCGAAUGAUCUGUGAUGUAGAAAUUUCUGCUAAAGAGUUAAUUCGUUGUAAAAGUUACCAUUUGUCUGAACUGGUUCAUCAGAUUUUGAAAACAGAGAGGGUAGCAAUUCUACCAGAGGAAGUUCAAAAUAUGUACAGUGAUUCUUCUCGCUUAAUGUUCAUGCUGGAAAACACCUGGACGGAUUCCAGAUUCAUUCUCCAGAUCAUGUGUGAGCUGAAUGUUCUGCCGCUGGCCCUUCAAAUAACAAAUAUCUCUGGGAACGUCAUGUCGAGGACAAUGAUGGGUGGACGAUCGGAACGUAAUGAAUUCUUGCUGCUUCAUGCAUUUCAUGAAAAAGACUACAUAGUGCCGGACAAACAAGUGUUUAAAAAGCCCCUGCAGAAGCUGGUGGAUGAAGAUGAAGAUUUUGAAGAUCAGAAUAAAUCAAAGAUAGGGAAAAAGAAAGCAGCAUAUGCUGGGGGCUUAGUCUUGGAUCCCAAAGUCGGUUUUUAUGACAAGUUUAUUUUGCUUCUCGACUUCAACAGCUUGUACCCAUCAAUUAUCCAGGAGUUUAACAUCUGCUUUACCACAGUGCAGCGACUGUCAUCAGAAGCACAGAAAAGGGCAGAG